GCCCCAAAAAGCUUUGGUCUUUUUUAAGCGCAAAGCACUUCGUCCUCCUUCCUUCCUUCUGAUGGAUCAGCAGCAAUCAGGUGUUGAAAUCAAGAACAAGAAGCUCGAACAAUUUACCGCUCCCACACCUCAAAACACACCAAGCAAUCCAGCCCCUAUUACCUCAACUUAUCGCCCAACCGUAGAGUCUAUUUCUGAAGAUAUGGAAACUAUUAAUACUGGUUCUGCUGCCCAAGGUGCUGCAGGUGCAUUCUCUGCCAAUCCCGCUCUUUUGAGCAUGCUCCAAGGAAGACUUGGUAGCCUUAUUGGUCGUUCUUCCGGCUAUAUCGAAUCUCUCCCCUCAGAUGUCAAGCGCCGUCUUAAUGGUCUUAAGUACCUCCAAACCAAGCACGCUGAACUUGAGACUCAAUUCCAAGAAGAAAUCUUGGUACUUGAGAAGAAAUACCUUGAGUUGUAUCGUCCUUUGUAUGAGAAGCGUACUUCCAUCGUUGUUGGAAAGCUCGAGCCCACUGACGAUGAGGUUGCCAUUGGCGAAAAGGUCGACGCCGAUGAGAAUGAGGAAGCCGCUGCCGAGGAAGACAAGAAGGAGAAAGAGGAUGAAGAGAAGGUUAACGGUAUUCCCGAGUUCUGGCUUACCGCCCUCAAGAACCACCCACAAUUCUCAGAGAUCAUCACCGAAAAGGAUGAGGAGGUUCUCAAGCACCUCAUUGAUGUCCGCAUGUCAUACAUUGAAAAGCCUGGUUUCCGAUUGGAAUUCGACUUUGAAGAAAAUGAGUACUUCACAAACACCACUUUGAGCAAGACCUACUUCUACCAAGAUCAAGCUGGCUAUGGUGGUGACUUUGUUUACGAUCAUGCUGAAGGAAGCGAAAUCAACUGGAAGGAGGGCAAGGACCUUACUGUCACUGUUGAAACCAAGAAGCAACGACACAAGGAUACCAACAAGACACGCGUUGUCAAGCGCACUGUCCCUGCUGAUACUUUCUUCCUUUUCUUCAGCCCACCAGCUGUCCCCGCUGACGGUGAAGUCAUUGACGAAGAAGAGGCUGAAGGUCUUGAUGAGAAGUUGGAACAAGAUUAUGAUUUGGGCGAGGAAUUCAAAGAGAAGAUCAUCCCCCAUGCCGUUGACUAUUUCACCGGCAAAGCUUUGGAAUAUGGCGAUUAUGACGAAGGUGAUGACGAUUUUGAAGAUGACUUCUAUGAUGAUGAGGAUGAUGAAGAUGAGGAUGACGACGAUGAUGAUGAUGAAGACGACGAUGACGAUGAAACUCGACCUGCUAGAGGCGAAAAUGCACCCGAGUGCAAGCAAUCUUAAAGCUUUUAUUCGUUUUCAUCAUCUGUUUCUACACAUUCAACCUACAGUUUGUCGUUUUUCUCCUAUAAAUGCAGCAGAAUAUCUUCCCCCCAUUC
Molecule: messenger RNA, 1410 nt
Organism: Umbelopsis ramanniana AG
Lineage: Eukaryota; Fungi; Mucoromycota; Umbelopsidomycetes; Umbelopsidales; Umbelopsidaceae
Exons: 6
Coding region: 62-1315 (417 amino acids)
Biological process (GO): nucleosome assembly
Cellular component (GO): chromatin; nucleus
Molecular function (GO): chromatin binding; histone binding
Source: RefSeq, a predicted model, not a curated record